Molecule: messenger RNA, 1485 nt
Organism: Telopea speciosissima
Lineage: Eukaryota; Viridiplantae; Streptophyta; Magnoliopsida; Proteales; Proteaceae
Product: cytochrome P450 87A3-like
Exons: 9
Coding region: 1-1485 (494 amino acids)
Biological process (GO): sterol metabolic process
Molecular function (GO): monooxygenase activity; iron ion binding; oxidoreductase activity, acting on paired donors, with incorporation or reduction of molecular oxygen
Source: RefSeq, a predicted model, not a curated record
AUGUGGUCUGUUGCUUUAUUUGGUGUGUCUCUAGUUGUAAUAUACAUUGUACAUUGGGUUUACAGAUGGAGUAACCCUAAAUGCAAUGGUAUUCUCCCACCAGGUUCAAUGGGUUUUCCACUUAUUGGAGAGACCCUUCAGUACUUCAUCCCAACUCCAUCAAUUGAUAUCCAACCAUUCAUUAAAAAGAGGAUGGAUAGAUAUGGAGCAUUGUUCAAAACUAGUCUAGUUGGUAGACCUGUUGUGAUAUCAACUGAUCCUGAAAUCAAUCAAUUUAUCUUUCAACAAGAAGGAAAGUUAUUCCAAAUUUGGUAUAUGGAUACUUUUACUGAGAUAUUUGGGGAAGAAAGUUUGAUUUCUGUUCAUGGUUUUGUCCAUAAGUACCUCAGGAGUUUGAUUUUGAGUAUAUUUGGUUCUGAAAACCUCAAAGAAAAACUUCUUCCUGCAAUGGAACAGCAAACAAUCAAACAUCUCAAGUUUUGGACAUCCCAAGACAGCAUAGAGUUGAAAUAUGGUAUUUCAAGUAUGAUAUUUGAAUUAGUUGCUAAGAAGCUGAUUAGUUAUGAUGAAGAGAUCUCCUCAAAAAAGCUAUUAGAGAGUUUUAUGAUUUUCAUAAGAGGUUUAAUUUCCUUUCCUUUGAAUGUUCCUGGUACUACCUACUACAAAUGUCUACAGGGACAGAAGAAGAUUAUGAAAAUGCUUAAAGAGCUGUUAGAUGAAAGGGUUGCAUCACCAGAGAAGCAACAUGGUGAUUUCUUUGAUAUUAUUAUCAAGGAAAUAAAGAAAGAAGGGUCCCUCCUUAGUGAAAGGAUUGCUCUACAUUUACUCUUCACUCUUCUAUUUGCUAGUUAUGAGACAACUUCUGAGGUUUUAGCAUUUGGGAUGAAGAUGCUUGAAGAACACCCUCAAGUCCUAGAAGAAUUAACGAAAGAACAUGAGGAGAUUAUAAGAAACCGAAAAGAUAAAGACAGUGGAAUCACAUGGAAAGAAUAUAAAUCUAUGACAUUUACAUCAAUGGUCAUCAAUGAAAUGGUUAGGCUUGCAAAUAUUGCUCCAGGGAUUUUCAGAAAAGCAACAGCUGAUGUAGAGAUAAAUGGCAAGUUCAAAAUCUUUCUUAUGCAAAUUGAAAUUUGUGUAGGAUACAUUAUUCCAGCAGGCUGGGCUGUUAUGGUAUGUGCUCCGGUUGUUCAUCUGAACCCGAAAAAGUAUGAUGAUCCCGUUGCUUUCAAUCCGCGGCGAUGGGAGAAUAUGGAAACAAAUGCUGGGUCUAAGAAUUUCAUAGCUUUUGGAGGUGGUUCAAGAUUUUGUGUUGGUGCAGAAUUUGCCAAGUUGCAGAUUGCCAUCUUUCUUCAUUACUUGAUUACAGGUUAUAGGUGGAAGACAAUAAAAGGAGGUAAUCUGGUUCGAUGCCCAGGUUUAGCGUUUCCAAAUGGUAUCUACAUCAAACUAUCAGAAAAGCAGAAGUCAAUAAUAAGCAACAAUUAA